UGCUUUUGCUUUUGUUUUUAUUUGAAGGUUGUGUGACAGCAGAAGUGGACUGCCGCGCCUGCCGCCGACUCAAAGAUUGUCGAUGCACUGCUGAGCUCAAGCCCGUUUGCGGCUGUGAUGGGCAUACGUAUCGGAAUGAGUGCGAAGCUACCUGCCGUUGUGUUUAUAAGAAGACGCUCGGAAUUUGUCGUUGGUGCAGAGCGUGCCCAGCCUACGAAGACUGCACGUGCACCCGCCGUUACUUUCCCGUCUGCGGCUGCGAUGGGCGUACGUAUGCCAACCCGUGUGAAGCUCGAUGUCGCUGCAUCUUCACGUUCAGGAAUGGCUUUUGUAGCAGGUGAGCAUAUUGGUCAUUGGAAGUAGACGAGCGGACAUUUUGCCAACGAAGAAACCUGAUCGGGCUAUGGUGGACAAGGAAUCUUAUCGACUAUAAUUUUGCAGCUGACGAGACGCGAUUGGGAUACGGCGUCGCACAUGAAGACGCCGGCGGUCGCACAUGAAGAUGCUUGGGGUUGGCUAUGGCGUCGAAGAGAACAGCCAUCGCAGACCGAACCCCCGGGUAUGGCACUUGAUGAUGCCUGUGUCGGCUCCGGCCGUCGAAGAAACCACCAGCUAUGGUGGCAGAUGCCCAAAAAAACAGCCCUUGUGGGUGAAUGGUACACACACCUAAGUAAAAAAUUGUUGACGUACAGAUCAUUUGUUGGAGUACCGAGCGAAUCAACGUAAAUAGAAAAA
Messenger RNA from Chara braunii, 735 nucleotides. NCBI's taxonomy places the organism in Eukaryota, Viridiplantae, Streptophyta, Charophyceae, Charales, Characeae. The record is from the annotation of a GenBank genome assembly.